AUGGCGCCGACACCCACCGCCCUGCCGCCCGUCCCCGCAGCGCUCGCCCACUUUGUCAUCUUCAACCCGACGCUCGUGCUCGCAGAUGACAAGCCAGCUCGGCGCGAUAACGGCCCCGCAGCUGCAGCCCCGGCGGCGGCGCCGCCUGCCGACCCUGGAGAGCGCGCGCGCGAAAAGGAGCUCGAGGAUGAUCUGAGGGAAGCGGCCCAGAUUGUCUUUUACACGUCGCGUGAUUCGGGAGGCGUGAGCAGGGAUAAGAUGCUAAGGCAGGUGGGACUGGCAAAGGGCCUAAUAGGAUUUGCAGACAUGAUCGCAAAGGACGACCAGCCACCUGACGAGCCGCUGUACUGGGGCGUCCACAGUCACAAGUCGCGCCUGAUCGUCUACUCGCCCGAGCCCAACUGGUUCAUGUACAUUUGUGUGACCCUCGCGCUUGGGCCUGGCGAGGUGACCCCGGCACCGGCGCAAAAGGACAACAAGGACAAGGACGCCAAGGACGCGGCGCCGAAAGAGGACACGCGUAUACCGCUGCAGAGCUUCUCGGACCGCAUGCUCGUCGACGCACUACAAAGAGGCUAUGAAGACUUUGUGCUAUUCCACUCGACGCUCUCGUCCCACUUGCCCCCUACGUCGGCAUUCUCGUCCCUCCUGGAGAAGUUCUGGACGCGCUUCGCCUUCUCCUUCGAGUCAGAGUUCAUCCAUCCUGGGUCGGCUUCCCCGCUGCAGGCGUGGCUCGGCGGGUUCCCGCCCACGAACGACGAGCUGGCUAAGCCGCUGCUGAAGAGUUUGGCAAAGUACGCGCACCGCGCGACCAUUCCGGAGGGCUCGACGGUGGGCAUCGUGCGCGCCGAAGGCCCGCUCACGAGCAUCGGAUACGAACCGGCACCGGCUGAGGCUGCUGCGCUCGGGCGAUACCUCACCAGUGUGGUGGGCAAGACGCUCCCCCCGCCCGCGGUUGUCACUGCAGAUACCAAGACCGAGUCACGUCAGUCGCUCGGGUUCUCGUUUGGUCGCAAGAAGCACACGCGGACAGAGACACCGCCAGACGUCAAGCCUGCCUCGCCGGUCGCGCCUGAGCCGAGAAAGACGAGCUGGGGCGUGAACCUCGCCUGGGUGGGACUCGGGAGCGGCGCGCCGUCGGCGUCCACAACGAGGGCCGCAACACCGACGCAACCAGUGCCCGUGCCGAUACCGGCUGCUGGCCGCAUCGCAACCGAGGAGUCCGUUUCCGCAUCCGUGUCGUCGUCCAGUUCGCAAAAGUCCAGAUGGCCAAGUCUCGGGCUUGGUGGAUUAGGCGAGGCCGUGGGCAGCAUGGGCGCCGCCCUGGGCAUUGGAGGCAAGACGGCAGGCGAGGCGACGCCGCCUCGUGACUCUGGCGAGGCGAAGGAUGAUGGUGAGGGUGCAAGGGCGGCUGAUGGAGAAGGGGGCGCGGGCGGCGAUGGCAAGGAAGCGGAAGGCGUCAAGGAAGCCGAAGGCGGCAAGGAGGCCGAGGCCGAACCACCAAUAGAGCCAGCGCAAGAAGUAACAGUGCAAGCCGACACCCCGACAGAAACCGCUGAGCCAGAAGCACCGGCAAUUCAAGCUCCACCCAUCGACACCGCACCUUCACCCCUACCUGCCCCAACACAACCUCCAGAACCCACACCUACAACUGAUGAUCCUCCAGACCAGGAUGCCUCUGCCGCCGCGUCCGCGUCGCAGGUCUCACAGACCGCAGUUGAGCUCUCAUCACUGCAAGACGCGGUUGCAAACCACCAGAUCAUCGAAGUCCCUUGGACGCCGAAGACGGUGUGGCUGGGGCAAGCACGGCGGAGACUUGUAUGGACUGUGCGCGACGGGUCCCUAGUCUACGUCGUGUUCCCCGACGCCGAGGUGCACGACCUCCCGUCGUCGACCGCCACCAUGGCGCUGCACUCCAAGCUCCCGGCGCUCCUCGGCACCCAGGCCAGCGGGGACGAGCCCAAGCCCGCUGAUCCGAAGGCGCCGCCACCCAACCCGACAGUGUACCACGCAGGACAGGUGACUGAGCGGAGUGGUGGCACACUAGACUCCGCCGACUCGGCCAUCCUCGUCGACCUGCGGCAGGCGCUCACGUCGGACACGGUUGUGACGGCGGUGUAUGGCCAGACGCCGCAGAACCGCUUCGCGGUAGGCAAGGUCGUCCAUACGCCCGCUUCGCAGGAACUGUACCUCGUCACGGGCAAGAAGGACUCGAGCUUGACCGACGCCGAGCGGGCGGUGCGGGCGUACACAUACGCGAGGCCAGAGUUUACGUCGUAG
Vanrija pseudolonga is the source of this 2280-nucleotide messenger RNA. RefSeq lists its product as uncharacterized. NCBI's taxonomy places the organism in Eukaryota, Fungi, Basidiomycota, Tremellomycetes, Trichosporonales, Trichosporonaceae. Gene Ontology annotation, cellular component: intracellular membrane-bounded organelle; Mon1-Ccz1 complex. The transcript has 6 exons. The record is from RefSeq and is a predicted model, not a curated record. Gene Ontology annotation, biological process: vesicle-mediated transport. Bases 1 to 2280 code for a protein of 759 amino acids.